Messenger RNA from Trypanosoma conorhini, 1551 nucleotides. RefSeq lists its product as uncharacterized. Gene Ontology annotation, biological process: selenocysteine incorporation. Gene Ontology annotation, cellular component: ribonucleoprotein complex. Bases 1 to 1551 code for a protein of 516 amino acids. The transcript has a single exon. The record is from RefSeq and is a predicted model, not a curated record. Gene Ontology annotation, molecular function: selenocysteine insertion sequence binding; ribonucleoprotein complex binding; mRNA 3'-UTR binding. Lineage: Eukaryota; Euglenozoa; Kinetoplastea; Trypanosomatida; Trypanosomatidae.
AUGCAGAGAGCGGUCGUGUACGUGAGCGACUUCUUGCCGCCACCACCCUCGCCAACGGCGGGGCAGCGGCAGCCGCGCACGCACCCGCGGCUGGAGAGGGAAGAGGGGGCGGCGGAUGCCGCGGGCCCUCAACGUGAGAAGAAGAAGCGUGGGGUGCGGCCUUUUCCUGGGCCGUGGGCGGCGGCUCCGCCAGGGACGCGCCUGCGGAAGGGGAAGCGGCGCGACCCCGACGCGCCAUUCAAUCAUCGUGCACGGGUGUCGAAGCUGCGGCGGACGAUCCAUGCGGAGCGGAAGGCGGCGUUUGAGUCACUUCUGUCCUGCAGCGACGGCGCCCAGCCUCGCGAGCCGUCAGUGGGCGCCAGCAGCGACGGCGAGGAGCCUGAGAGUUUUGGCGGAGGCGCGUCCCCGACGUCCGUCGACGCGCCGGCGCAUGCACCCCAGCGGCAGCGGCGACAGCUGCGCAGAAUGCAGGGCCUUGUGGCGGAUCUGGAGGCGAUCUACGGCCGGCUGCAUCGGGCCAUGCGGGGGAGGGACUACGCGGGGGCGGGACAACACAUGCGCCACAUCCGACAGCUGAAAAAGCGCCUCAACGCCGCAGCGCUCAGGUGGCGCUCGAAUGCGAUGGCGGUGACGGACGCGGAGGAGGCCGCUCCAACCCUUUGCCUGCUGCGCCACGACGUGGGGGCCUCCAAGAGCGUUGCGGAGGGCGCUGCGGCGUCCAACGCUGUGAAGCUCGCGGGUGCCGCGGCGGAGGUGACCGGCGAACCGAAUUACUUUAGCUUUUACCCUUCGCUGGCGCAGGUAGGGGUGGGCUGCCACCCGCUCGCCGCAUGGAUCGAUUGCCGAAGCCACAGGUACCCGCGGCGUGUGGCGAGGGAGGAACUUUCCCGUUUCAUGGGUGCCGGGCCGGAGAAUGCGCAGGACGAGCAGGCAAGCUUGACGGGACCGGCCGUGUCCCCCACAGUGAACUUCGUUGGGGCGUACUGCACAAAUCUCCUAACCGAUGCCCUGGACGAUCUUGUCUUUACAAUCCUGCAGCAGCAGUAUCACCUGCAGCGACGCAUGAAGCAGGAGAAGCCGCUGCAGUUUAAGGCGAGGCGCUUCUACACGACCGGGCUUCGGGAAACGUUGAAGGGGCUACGCGCUGCCGCCACGCGUGUCCCUGUUGUGCUCCUCGCCUCAGAUAUUGAGGCGUGUGCAGGCUUCGACCAGAAGGGGCCUUGUGAUGCGGUGAGGGGGGCGACGGCGGCGGCCACGCACCCGCUGCCCGGCGGGAAGCGAAGGACGGUGCAGGAAAUGGGAAUAGUUGGGACGCUGGAGGAAAUCCGCUCACACUGCGCGUCGCGCGGCAUUCCACUCAUUACGUGCAUGAGCCGCCGCCGGCUCGCCUACGCGCUGUUUGCGAAGGGGUGCACCAUCGCAGCGGUGCUCCUGCACUCCGCGGAGGGGGUUCACGAGGAGGUGCGGGUUCUGCGGCACUACGCCCUGCGUCUCUCUGAGGCGUUCGCCGCCGUUGCUGCGGCACACGCGAACACCCCCGCGGCGUCCUGA